Molecule: messenger RNA, 7698 nt
Organism: Drosophila subpulchrella
Lineage: Eukaryota; Metazoa; Arthropoda; Insecta; Diptera; Drosophilidae
Gene: Tob
Product: protein Tob1
Exons: 6
Coding region: 1284-3047 (587 amino acids)
Biological process (GO): regulation of gene expression
Cellular component (GO): cytoplasm; nucleus
Molecular function (GO): transcription corepressor activity
Source: RefSeq, a predicted model, not a curated record
GUUACUAAACCGAUUUCAAGAACUACGGACGUUUCACUCGGCCCUUGCUAGGUGGCGUGUGCUACAAUUAAGUAACGGGCAGAGACAUUUCACCAAAAAAAAAAGAAACCAAAAUAUAAAAGAAAAACAAAUAAUACCAGAAGCAAUCCCAAAACGAAAACAACAAUGAGAAACUACCAAAUCCCAACCAAUAUAUAUUAAACGAGAAAUGAAUAAAUAGACAUCCGAGCACAUAUACCCACACAAAAAAAAAAAACAAUAGCGCACCAGUUGGAACAACUGGGCUAUUUUAUACAUAACUCGCCAAACUCUUCGUUCAAUACAACGACGACCAGGAGAUAACAGCCCAAAAGCCAGAAAAUCGGAAAACCCGCAGUUAGCAUCAUCAAAUAGCACCGUUCGGAUGGCUUCUCUCCAUAAAAUGUAAUACAAAAGUUAACAAAAAUCCACAAAAUUAAGAACUCAAGACGUGUUUGCUAGAUGCGUCAGACAUUUGAUUAAAGUGCAAGCCCUUUAAAAGGCCGUUAUAAAUGGAAUCGUUUUAGAAAAACGUGCUCGGAUUGCCAAAAUCAAGGAGAAUCGACAAAUGCACCACCAAAAGGAAAGAAAACCAAAAAUAAUUUGGUAAAACCGUUGCCAAAUAAAAAGUCGAGGACAACAAAAAAGACACCCUACAUAUACACACCAUAUGUACAUAAUCUAAUAUUCGGAUAUGCCUUGUAAAUACAACAUAAAUAUUUAGGAUCUAGGCAACUACGCUUAUUACGACAACUGAAAACAGGAGAAGGGAACACACCUUUUCGAAUUUCAAAUAAACACGAUUCUCAUUCUAGUCGCGAAACUCUAACAAAUACAGAUAUUCGCCAAACGGUGAGACACAAAAACAUUAACUAAACAAUAACAAACCUCCCCCACCAAAAAUAACAAACCAAGCAAACAAGCAUACAAGUAAACAAGCAAAAUAUAUGUUUAUAAAAAGACGAAAGCAAGAAAAUAUAAAAAAAAAUUAAAUAUAGAAGAAAACCAAAACGAUAGAAACAGAAACAGCAACAGCGAAUCACUCAAAAUUACCUUUAAAGUGCGAAUGAUCUACAAAGACCAUCAUAUAAGCGGCCCUCAUCGCAACAACAUCGCAUCCACGAAUCGCAGCUUGAGCUGUACACCACCUCUAUAACGGUACACGAUCCGGAGACGGACCAGCGAUCAUAACGGGAUCUGGGCCCAGAGUCCGAAAGUCAAGAACGUGGAAAGAAGAGACCCAAGGGCUCGACCGAGGGGUCAAGAUGCAUAUUGAAAUCCAGGUCGCUCUGAACUUCGUCAUAUCCUAUCUCUAUAACAAGUUGCCGCGCAGACGUGUAAAUAUAUUUGGCGAGGAGCUAGAGAAGGCGUUACGCGACAAGUUCCAGGGUCACUGGUACCCAGAAAAGCCCUUCAAGGGCUCCGCCUAUCGCUGCUUGAAGACUGGCGAUCCCAUCGAUUCGGUUUUGGAACGCGCGGCCAGGGAAAGCGGGGUUCCGAUAGGCGAUAUCCUUGAAAACUUGCCAAAUGAACUGUCUGUCUGGAUCGAUCCCGGAGAGGUUUCAUUCCGCGUUGGAGAAAAGGGAGCAGUUAAGAUACUUUACACGGAAAACAAUGAGAACCAUGAGGACAGCCACUCGGCCGACCGAGAGGUCACCAAGAUGUUCAACCCGGAGGCGCAGUGCUUUCGUCCCAUCGAUGCGGUGAACACGACCAUGAACAACCUGAGCUUGAGUCCCAAGGCACUUCCACUGGCGCUGCCCCAGGCGGGAUCCUCGCCGCACUCGGCUGCCUCCAGUUCGCCCACCUACAAGGGCAGCCCCAAUCCAACGAUCUCCGGCAGCUGCAGCUCCGGCUCCGGAGCGGGCUCCGGAACGGGUUCCGGUUCCGGAUCGGGAUCGAACCUGGGACCCGGUCCGGGUACCGCUCCUGUUGCCGUUCCCGGAAAUCCCGGAGCCACCGCCAAUGCCGCUGCAGCGGCAUUCUUGCAACGGGGCGCCCAGGCCCCUUUGACCUUCACCACGGCCACCUUUGCACAGACCAAGUUCGGCAGCACCAAGCUGAAGACCAGCUCCAAGCGCACAAACAGCAGCGCCUACCGUAUGUCGCCCACUGAGUUCUCCAACUACAUAAAGCAGCGUGCGAUGCAGCAGCAGAUGCACCAUGGCCACGGGGUAGUUAAUUCCGGUGGCGGCUCGUCGGUAUCGGGAGCCUUUGGCGGUCUGGAUGCCGUAUCGCCGGCCCGUUCUCUAUCUCCGAAUCCUAUGUCGCUGGGCGGGAAUCAGAAUCAAAAUCAGGUUGGAGGCCCCAACGCUACCGGAACGUCCGCAGAUCCAUUUUACUAUCCCAACAUGGCGAUUGGCAUGUAUCCGCAAUUCGGUAAUCCCCGUAGCCUCUUCGAGUCGCACUUCAGUGCCACCGACUCAAUGGGACUCUAUGUGGGUGGUGGUGGUGGUGGUGGUGUUGGAGUCACCGCAGCCGGAGUGGGAACCAACGGAUCAGGCAAUGCAGGAAAUGGAGUGGCCAACAAGUAUAGUACUUACCUGGAGCCGUGCUAUUAUGGCAACAAUGGCCAGCAUCCACGAACCAAUGGAAUGGAUCGUUCAAAUGGUGGCGAGAAUUGCUUUGGCCUGAAUGUGGAUUGCGGUGUAGCCAUGGAGGAUUCAUCAUCAGCCUCAUCGGCGGCGGCUGCUGCUGCUGCCGUGGCCGUUGCCGUUGCCAUUGCUGGGGAUUCUUCGACCGAGAAUAGCCCCCUGGGAACGCCCACUGUGGGCGUGGCAGCGGUGACACAGACAGCAACACAGGCAAACACAUCGGCAGCGGGCGCAUCAACAACCAAUUCUACUCCUUCCAACACCAACAACCAGCAAGCACAGCAACCACAACAACAACAACAACAGCAAGCUGCCCAGGAACAACCGUCCUCAUCCUCGGGAAACAAUAACAACAACAACAACAAACUGAUCGAUGGCAUUAGCUCUUUCUACGGCACCGGAUCAUCGUAUCAGCAACUAUUGGUUGCCAACUAGAAGAGUACCCCCGCAACUAGUCACCAAAAAGAAGAGGAUCCACCAUAGUUCUAAUAUCUCGAUAAGGUGGCAUCAUCUUCAGGUAGAUACAGAUAGCUAGAUACAUAUAUAGAGAGAGAAAGAGAGAUAGAACUUUUCGGGUCUUGGCCAACAGGAUAUUCCUUAAAGAGUCCCCCAAGCUGCAAGAUACGUAGGACAGGACAAGUAGUGGACCGGGUGGAGUGAAGUGUUAAUUAUGGAAAAGCAGAUAUAUAAUAAAGCCAUCAUCAUAAUCAUGAGAGGAGAAGGGAAAAACUAACCAUAUUAACGAACAAGAACAACAUGUUUUGCCAUUUCGGAUGGUAUUGUAACAAGUGUCCUUGCUAAGGAGAACAGCCACAUGGGAUGCAUAUCUGUCUCUAUAAGAACGACUCGAUACGAUGUAGACGACACCAAACAAGACAUCCAUGUAAACACAAAAUACAGCAAGAUAAUAGCACACACACACACCCAGUGUAUAAGAAGCUGUGUGCAGAUGUAUAUACAAAUGCAUAUAUAUGUAUAAAUGGAUGGGGCCGCAUGGGGCCUACAAUUGUAGAUAUGUACGCGUUGUAUAUACAGAUACAGAUCAGCCAAAAAUAAUAUUUAUUUUGUUAUUAAAUUCAGCAUAGACAGCAAAGUGAAGUUUCUUUCUGGUAUCAGAAGCAAGCAUUAGUAUAAAUAACUACCAAAAUAUUGAGUGUACAAGCGGUGUAGCCCUAGGCACAUACAUAUAUGUAUGCUACACUCCCAAGCAAAUGAUAAAAAUCAACCAAAACAAACCGAUAAGCAACCAGAAAUAAUACCACAAAUAUACAUAUAUAUAUAUAUAUAUGAGUAUAUAUAAAGAGGACUACUAGAAUGUCCCAACUAAUUGUUUUUACUUGUUAAUAUAUAUAAUUAUAAAUAUAUUUAAUUAUCCAUCUUAGGAUCAACUUUUACAUUAAGUUUUUAAUUAGUUGUAAACUAAAGAUAAGAUCAUUUUUGUAGAUCAAGUUGCUAAAGAGGAAAAAAAAUGAACACGUACAUUGUUGAAACAUAGAGAUGCAACUUGCAUACCCUGAGCAUCCUGACCUGUGAGGAAAGUUUUUUGCAGAGUAGAAAGUCCUUCUUCCAAUUCUUUGUAUUUUUAUAAAAUGUUAUAUUAAUUUUUGUAUAUAUCCUAGAGCUAACUUGCAAGGAGAGUUAACUAAUUGUAUUCAGUUUCAAUACCAAACGAAAUAUACACAAGAAAACUUUAAAUUUUCAUACUAUCAAAAACAGUGUUUCGACAGCUUUUGUAAAUAAAUUGUAAGUGGGCUUUAGUACAGGUACUAUCUUCUGGUGGGUAAGUUAUUUUUAACCAAAAAUUAGAGCUUGGCAGGAGAGUAUCGAAUAAUGUCGCUAAAUUUUAGAAUCCAAAAAUCAGGACUAAACAACACACAAAAUUACAGUCAUUCAAAAGUAAAUAUCUUACAUUCUAAAUCUAAAUCUGGUUUUAAAAUUUAUAAAAACCUUUAAAAGGGUCAGGAGAAUGUUUACAUUUGAAAGCAUGGCAAAUUGUUUUAGGGUUGCUUUUGGGUUGUUAUCGAUUUCUGGAAUACCCCACAUAGACUGGAAAAUUAAAAAAAAUAACAAAACAUUUUGCUCAAACGAGACAUAAAGUAAAGAACCUGCUCUCAAAAGUUAACAAUUGAAAGCGACUUUAAGGGAGAUAAAAUAAAUAAUAACAGUUGAUGUAAUGAAGCCUGCAAAAGAUCUUAGUGGAUAGUCUUAUUAUUACGGCACUCCCAUUCAAAAUAUAAUAUUUAUAAAACUCAAAGACUAGGAAGAAGGACUUUUUAUGAUUUCAGUAAAGUUUAGUAACGUUAAGAAAUGUGACAUUGUCAAAAGAAUUUCUAAGGAACCGUAUAACCAAACUCGAUUAUCGAUAAUUUGGUACCAUACCUACUAUUCUGUCUGAUGCAUAUAAAGGUAUAAGCCUCCAAGUCUUAAGUUAACUUCUAACUUAUUCAAAUUGCCCCAAAAACCUUCGUUAUCAGUCGUUCGACUUUAUUGAAAGAGGUAAAAAUACCAGAUAUAAUAAAAUAGGUACUCGUAUGAUUUUAUUGAUAGUGCCAAGGUCGUCGGGUCACUGCUAGUUUUUUUACCCCUAGAUAAAUGUUAUGCAAGUAAAGAAAAACCUAAACAUAUAAUACAAUUGAGGAAAAUUUAUAUUUUCGUUAUGUGUUGAAUUGUAUGUAUUACCAUCUGACUUCAUAUUUUUUUGUACAUAUAUAUCUAUUUUUAUAUGAACAUUUGUAAUUUUUAUAAAUCGAGUACAGUAAAAAAAUUUUAUACUUUUUAUAUGGGCUUAUGUGAAAAUACCUUGUGCUAUAUGAAUGCUUACUUUAAUUAAAAGAGGAAAUGAAAAACAAGAAACCAAGAGAGCAUUUUUGUUUAUCUGUUUUAAGACCCAAAUGAAACACAAGUUAAUGUAAAUAUGACAUUGCAUUAUAAUUUCACUUUCUUAAUAUGUGUUGUUCAAUGGAUGUAUAGUGCUUCUAGGAAAUUACAAGAAAUAUAUAUAUGACAAACACGAAAUACAAAACACUUUAGUAAGCGACGAAAUACUUUCUACAUUUAUCUUGUUAAGCAACAUUUGUAAUUUAUGCAAGCGUUUUUGUUAAAUUUUUUAUUGCCCAGUCAAAAAUGAAAAGAAAAUGAAUGAUUUUCAGCUUUUUGAAGAACGUAUUCGAAUAUGUACCUACACAUCCGACAGAUGUGUGUAUCUAAACCUACCACUGAAAACAGAAAUUUAAUGAAACAUUUAAGUACCUUAACGAAGCUUCUAAUUAUAGCUACUGUGACCACGAACAAGAGUCGAAAUCAAGCCAAGCCCAGCAAAAGAAAUGCUAUAUCCAUCGUAGCACCCGCUUUCACCGAAAGUGGGGACUACGAAUUUCAGAUGGCAUGGGGUCUAUAGCUUUUGUAUUCUGAUCAUAGUAGCGCAUAAGUACCUACAGACAAACAGGCAUACACCAUUUGACACUUGCACACAUUAAGGAUUAUGCACGUUUUUUUCUUAGAUAUAUUAGAGUGUAUUUAAAUUAAACAAACCAGAAAACAAACCAAAAAACAAUAUUAAACAGAAAACACAAAAAACAAGAAAUUUUGUACUUUUAUAUAUAUGAUGAGUAUAUAUAUAUUCGUAUACAAGUAUACAUAUGAAUGCCCCUAAAUGGUUCAACUCAACGGAUUCUCAAUGUAUUUUUUGUAUGUCUCAGAAUGGUAUGGCUCAGAAUGAAAUAAAAAAAAAACAAAACAAAUAUCCAUAAUGUUAGCAAUUGUCUCACAUGCCAUAUUCUAUAAGUAAGCAUAUGGCACAAAUAUAGGCCCCAAAAUGUAUGCAUCUGCCAAUCUAUCUUUACCUGAAUAUGAAUCUGAAUCUGAAUCAUAGAGGAAGGUUGAAAUCGAAAUGGAUAUGGAUAUGCAGAGAUUAGAUGGAGAGUAUCAUAUGAGAAUACAGGAUUGCUUGCUUAUAAAACUAUUCUAUUGUGAUUGUGAUAACAAUGUAAGGCACAGAUGAAGAUUGAAGUACGCAGGAGUGUGAAGAAACCGAUGUAGAAAUGGCAAAUUAUUCAUAUGUAUAUGUACAUAAGUGGGAAAAAUUCAAAUAAAGUAUCCGCCUAAUCAUCGAUGUCCACCAAAUUUAAAUUUUAACUCGAUCGAGAUGAAAUUGUAUCCGACCGAUCUAAUAAGCAAAUGAACCAUUACGGUAGAUACACAAAUAUACAAAGGCAUAUUUUACAAUAUGAGAUAAAUAAACAAAAACCACACCAAGCAACAUUUUAAUACACACUUGAAAACCAAAAAAAAAAAAAGAAAACAAAAUAAAACUGAUUCAAGAGAUCAAGCUCGAUGUAGAAACAACUCACUAACUAAAGUAAAGAGCGAAAUUGGUAUGUAUUUAUGUAGCUACAAGGACGACAACCAAAAAUAGAUAUAAUACAGCUUUUUAUACCUCAGAUAUGUUUCUAUAUGUAUGUAAAUGUACGAAGGGAUAUCUCACGCAAUGCAAAGUAACAAGAAAACGGCAAAAUCGAGUACAUCUAAGCCCACUUAUCGUCGAUAAGGUUCAUAAGUACAGAUAUUUUGAUAGGUAGUUAGAUGAAAACAACUCAUUUACGAAUGUAACUUUUAUAUAUUUUUUUAGGUAACUUGUUUUUAUUGGUACGCAAUUUCCAACAUAAAUCUAAAUGUGCAUUAAAAACCAGACUCUUAAAUAGUAUUUGCGGGACAUGGUUAGUGGACAGCUCUGGAUGUUAGCGGGAAUCUAUCUAUAUAUAUAUAUAUAAACUAUGAGAUAUAUGUCAUAAUACAGCGUACAUAUAAGCAACUGUACUUUGAAUCAUAAGUGUUAUAUUCUUUCCAUGUUAUCGGGCUUAAAAACAAAAAACGUUUAUAUGAUAAAAGAUAUUUUCUCAUGCGUGUCUAGAUUUUACAUAAGUACAUAUAUUCCUAACUUAACACCAAAAAAAAUGGAUAUGACAAUUUAUGUGAUCUGAGUUCUAUAGUUAUCCUUUGUUAAACAAUGCAUAUGUAUAUGUGUGUGUAUAUAAAACAAAAACAACGUGAAAUAUAUACAUAAGUAAAGGCUGAGAGGGCAUACAUA